Thamnophis sirtalis is the source of this 2992-nucleotide messenger RNA. Lineage: Eukaryota; Metazoa; Chordata; Lepidosauria; Squamata; Natricidae. The record is from RefSeq and is a predicted model, not a curated record.
AUGGAGGCCUGGGGGUCUCCCCUUCAGGCGGGGAGCGGCCUCUCCGAGGGCCCCCGCAGCUCCGAGGCUGAGCGCUGGCGCUUCCGCAGCUGCGGCACCCGGGAGGCCGAGGGGCCGCGGGCGCUUUGCAGUCGCCUGCACCAGCUGUGCCGGGGGUGGCUGCGACCCGAGCGGAGCAGCAAAGCUGAGAUGCUGGACCUGGUGGUGCUGGAACAGUUGCUGGCCCUGCUGCCCCCGGAGCUGGCGGGCUGGCUGAGGGAGUGCGGGGCGGAGAGCUGCGCCCAGGCCGACUCUGAUCCCUUUGAGGAGGUGGCUGUGGACUUUACAGAGGAGGAGUGGGCACUGCUGGAUUCUGGCCAGAAAGCCUUAUGCAGGGAAGUCAUGCUGGAGGUUUCUAUGAAUUUGGCCACUCUGGCAGGUGAUGGUGAUGAUCUGAGGAAUGAGAAUGAAAAGCAGCCACCAUUAUUUACACUGCAAAAUGCACUAUCUGCAAAGAGUCAUUCCUUCUCUUUUGCAUUACCUAACAUACCGCAUUGGAAACCACACACGUUUUCAGAAUAUGAGGGGGAUUUCAAUCUAAGCAAAAUGAUGAAACUAUGCAUGAACUGUGGAAAGAGCUUCAUUAGCAUGAGUAAUCUUAAUUGCCAUCAGAAUAUCUAUAUAGGUGAGAGGCUAUGUAAAUGUCCAGAAUGUGAAAAAAGCUUUUGUCAGAAAACAGAGAUGAUUUGUCCUAAAAAGAUCCACACAGGGCUCAGACCAUAUAAUUCCCUGGAAUGUGGAAAGAGCUUUUUUGAGAACAGUGAUCUUAUUCGACAUCAAAGGAUCCAUACAGUGGACAAACCGUAUAAAUGCCUGGAGUGUGGAAAGAGCUUUGCUCAUAAAGGAAAACUUAAUUUUCAUAAAAAGAUCCACACUGGGGAGAGACCAUAUAAAUGCAUGGAGUGUGGAAAGAGCUUUAUUGACAACUGGCACCUUACUUUCCACCAAAGGAUGCACACGGGAGAAAGACCAUAUAAAUGUUUGGAGUGUGGGAAAAGCUUUAACUGGAGCAAAGAUCUUAUUCGUCAUGAAAGGAUCCACACUGGGGAGAGACCGUAUAAAUGCUUGGUGUGUGGAAAGAGUUUUGCUCAGAAAGGAUGUCUUACUGGUCAUGAAAGGAUCCACACAGGGGAGAAACCAUAUAAGUGCACAGAGUGUGGGAAAAGCUUUGCUCAAACAGUACAACUUAAUGCUCAUAAAAGAAUGCACACGGGGGAGAGACCAUAUAAAUGCUUAGUAUGUGGAAAGAGCUUUAAUUGGAGCAGAGGUCUAAUACAUCAUGAAAGGAUCCACACUGGGGAGAGACCAUAUAAAUGUACGGAGUGUGGAAAAAGCUUUGCUCAAACAGCGCAUCUUAAUUCUCAUAAAAGGAUCCACACAGGAGAGAGACCAUAUAAGUGCUUGGUGUGUGGUAAGAGUUUUGCUCGGAAAGGAUGUCUUGCUGGUCAUGAAACAAUUCACACAGGGGACAAACCAUAUAAAUGCACGGAGUGUGGAAAGAGCUUUGCUCGGACAGGACAUCUUUAUUCUCACAAAAGGACCCACUCAGUAGAGAAACCAUAUAAAUGCUUGGUAUGUGGAAAAAGCUUUAACUGGAACAGAGAUCUUACUCGUCAUGAAAGAAUCCACACUGUGGAGAGACCAUUCAAGUGCAUGGAGUGUGGAAAGAGCUUCAGUAGCAAAAGUAAUCUCAAUCGCCAUCAGAAGGUCCACACCGGUGAUAAACCAUAUAAAUGCAUGGAGUGCGGAAAGCAGUUCAGUCAGAAAGGACAUCUUACUCAUCAUAGAAGGAUUCACACAGGGGAGAAACCAUAUAUAUGCACAGAAUGCGGAAAGAGCUUUGCACAGAAAGGACAACUUAGUUCUCAUAGAAGGAUCCACACAGGCGAGAGACUAUACAAAUGUGUAGAAUGUGGAAAGAGGUUUAUUGAGAACAGAGACCUUACUUGCCAUGAAAGGAUCAAUACAGAGCGGAGUCAAUAUAGGUGCCUGGAGUGUGAAAAAAGCUUUACUGAAAACUUUACCCAUCAUGAAAGGAGCCACCCUGUAGAGACUCCCUACAAGUGCAUGUCAUGUGGAAAAGGAUUUACUCAGAAAGGACAUCUUACUCGUCAUGAACGAAUCCAUACAGGGGAAAGACCAUAUAAAUGCAGAGAAUGUGGAAAGAGCUUUGCUGAAGAAGGACGACUUAAUUCUCAUAAAAGGAUUCACACAGGUGAAAGACCAUACAAAUGCAUGGAGUGUGAAAAGAGCUUCACUCAGAAAGAACAUCUUACUUGUCAUGAAAGGGUCCACACAGGGGAGAAACCUUAUAAGUGCACAGUAUGUGGAAAGGGUUUCAGUAGAAACUCUUAUCUGAACCGUCAUCAGAGGAUCCACACAGGUGAAAAACCAUAUGGUUGCAGAGAAUGUGGGAAAAGAUUCAUUGAGAAUAGAGAGCUAACUUCCCAUCAAAGGAUCCACACAGGAAACAGACCAUAUAAAUGUCUAGAGUGUGGAAAGAGCUUUUUUGGCAACAAAGAUCUUAUUCGUCACCAAAUGAUUCACAUAGGGGAUAAGCCGUUUAAAUGUCUGGAGUGCGGAAAGAGCUUUACUGAGAAAGGAAAACUUAUUUCUCAUAAAAGUAUCCAUUCAGGAGAGAGGCCAUAUAAAUGCCUGGAGUGUGGAAAGAGCUUUACUCAGAAAGGAAAACUGAAUUCUCAUAAAAGGAUCCACACGGGGGAGGGACCAUAUAAAUAUAUGGAGUAUGAAGACAGCUUUAUGGACAACAAAGACCUUAAUUGCCACCAAAGGAUCUACACAGGAGAGAGUCCUUAUAAAUGCAGUGAGGAUGAAAACAACUUUUUAAUGACUGCAGGGCCUUUAUUUGUCAUGAAGACAUCCACAGAGGAGGAAAUUAUAAAUGCAUGGAAUGUGGAAUAAACUUCAUUGAGAAUACAGGUAUUCUUCAACU